GAACACACUCAAAUAUUGUGACAGUUGAUAAGGCUCUCCUGUAACAUUUCCAGCGGCCCUUGCAUCCACUAUCACAAGGCCUAUUUCUUCAUCUAACUUCCGAGAAGAAGCGGCCAUGGCCGCUAAUGCGUUGUCUUACAGUCUUGCCCAUAUCUCAACUUGCUCUUGCUCAAAGAAAUUGAGUCCCUCCAUCUUCUCAUCUCCUCCCUUAAUUUCGCUCACCCCUCGCCGCGCCCCGCUUCCUAGCUCCUCACUCGAUGCCUUAGUAGUUAGAUUCCCUUCGCCGCUUAGUCGCCGUUUCCGACAUUUCACAGCUUCCGCGGCGAGCGACAACUCCGUGGAAGGCGAGGCGGAGGUAGAGGAUGCAGAAGAGGAGAGCGAGAUUCCGGCUGAAGGUGCUGAUGUGGUGGCGGAGGAGAAGCCUCCCAGGAAACCUAGAAUCAAGCUCGGGGACAUUAUGGGGAUUUUGAACAAGAGGGCUAUUGAGGCAUCGGAAAAGCAGAGGCCAGUGCCAGACCUCAGGACUGGAGAUAUUGUGGAGAUUAAAUUGGAAGUACCAGAAAAUAAGAGGCGGCUUUCUGUUUACAAGGGUAUAAUCAUUUCAAAGCAAAACGCGGGAAUUCACACAACUAUUCGUAUUAGGAGGAUUAUUGCAGGCAUUGGCGUUGAGAUUGUUUUCCCUAUCUACUCGCCUAACAUAAAGGAGAUCAGAGUUGUUAAGCACAGGAAGGUCAGAAGAGCGAGGCUCUAUUACUUGAGAGAUAAGCUGCCUCGCUUCUCAACAUUCAAGUGAUAAUCUUUUCAAAAUUUCAAUUGUAUUUUCCUGUUUAUGACAUGUUUGUUUUAUAUUUGGCGACCAUCUAAUGUCUUUUCUUAUUGUUCGUCUGUGUUCUUUUGAGUAAUGAAAUAACUGAAAUGGCUGAUGUUGUUUUA
Messenger RNA from Dendrobium catenatum, 933 nucleotides. Its product is annotated as 50S ribosomal protein L19-2, chloroplastic. The record is from RefSeq and is a predicted model, not a curated record. Gene Ontology annotation, cellular component: ribosome. NCBI's taxonomy places the organism in Eukaryota, Viridiplantae, Streptophyta, Magnoliopsida, Asparagales, Orchidaceae. The transcript has 4 exons. The coding region runs from base 116 to 793 and encodes 225 amino acids. Gene Ontology annotation, biological process: translation. Gene Ontology annotation, molecular function: structural constituent of ribosome.